Molecule: messenger RNA, 3209 nt
Organism: Limulus polyphemus (Atlantic horseshoe crab)
Lineage: Eukaryota; Metazoa; Arthropoda; Merostomata; Xiphosura; Limulidae
Product: beta-1,3-galactosyltransferase 1-like
Exons: 1
Coding region: 93-1253 (386 amino acids)
Cellular component (GO): membrane
Molecular function (GO): hexosyltransferase activity
Source: RefSeq, a predicted model, not a curated record
UAUUAAACACCACUUGUUCAAGGUGACAAGGAUGCCAGAAAUCCACUAUCUGAUAUGACCUUUGGAAGAAUGUGACACAUCGAUGUAAAACAAUGAGACCUCGACUAAGAUUAACGAACUUCAAGCAUUUGGUAGUUCUCUUACUGUCCUUUGUUUUAACUAUUCAUCUUCUUCUUUACCUUCAUUCUUCCUCAUCUUCAAUAAAUUCUCACGUCAAAAAAGAUUUCCCUGUAGAUCGUAUGUUUAAUGAUUUAAAGAACAAUAUUGCUAAGAAAGGAGUGCUAAUCUACCCACCUUCAAGUUUGAAACAGCCUAGAGGUGAAAGUGGUUGGGUGGUGUUAAACGGAAACGUCACAGUACAUGUGGGUCACGUGCAUACACCUCACAACUACACGUAUCUCAUUAACCCCACGUCCCGUUGUGAAUCUUUUGACCGGACACGAUUAAAGCUUCUUUUGUUUAUAGCGUCUGCAGUUAAGAACAUCAAACAAAGACAGAUGAUUCGAGAUACUUGGGGAGUAUGGGCUUUACAGGAAGCACUCAAUUUCCGCAUUGUGUUCAUAGUUGGAGUUACUCCAAGUACAGAUGUACAGCGCCAUCUAGAGGAAGAAAAUGUCAGGUACGGAGAUAUAGUUCAAGAAGACUUUCCUGACACCUUUAAGCAUCUAGCGUUGAAGUCUGUCAUGGGACUUAAAUGGUCUGUCAGUUUUUGUAACAAUGCAGACUUUGUUAUGAAGACUGAUGAAGACAUUUUUGUGCAUAUUCCAAACUUACUGAAAAUUUUACACAACUUUUAUUCCACCAAAGGACGAACUUUAAUAUGCCAUUUCAACCGUGUUCGUCGCAUUCUUCGAAAAGACUUCCUCGAUACCGCCCCUCCCCACUAUAUCAAGUAUAUGGUUACUGAACAGGAACUUCCGGGCCAGUACUUUCCACCAUAUUGUGCUGGACUAGGAUACGUUUUCUCUAUAUCUGUAGCCGAAGAGCUCUACAAAGCUGCACUUUCAACUCCAGUGUUUUUCAUAGAAGAUGUCUACAUCACAGGAUUCUGUCGUUACAAGGCUCGGGUGGAGAUGUACGACCAUCCGAGUUUCACCCUAAAACCUUCUAUCCACCUUCAGCAAGGGAGCUGUGCUUUCAGUGAUGGAAGGGUAACUUCUCAAGAACUACAACUCCAGGAACUGCACGAAUUAUGGAAGCAAGUGAAUACACAAGGAUUCUUCUGUCCGCAAGUAGUGGGGUACCUUAGUUGACUUGAAACAGGAAAAAAAUAUGAACUGUAGACGUUGUUUGAGAUUAACCAUAAUUCUAGUUUGAAACUCGAUGUCUAGAUAUAUUGUAAAUUGUAGUUACUAAUACUGUGAUGACUUGAUUUGAUCUUUAGAACAUAAACUUACGUAUGCUACUGAUACUAUUAUUUAUAGCUAGACAUAUACAAUUGAUACUAUAAAGUGCGGUUAGGCUUAGAGAACUGAUACUGUAAAGUGUGGUUAGGUUUAGAGAAAUGAUACUGUAAAGUGUGCUUAGGCUUAGAGAACUGAUACUCUAAAGUGUGGCCAGAUUAGACGCUGACGCUAUGAUAUGUAGUUAUGCUGAGAGAACUGACACUGUGAUUGUAUAUUAAUCAUUAUAUAGAAGGUUACCAUAAAAUGAGAUGAUUAGGGAUGGAUUUCUCCAAAUGGCAACACAUCCAUGGUUUUAAGUUCACAGGCUUUUUCUUGAAGACAGUUGAACUUGGUGGAUAGGUAGGGGGACCAUCUGGUUUUCCUGGGAACACGAUAGGGGUGAACAUUAAGAAUUACCUGUGGUCCUUUUUCCUCCAACACUCGGUUAUAUAGGAACAACCAAAAUGUGUUUAAAAAAGAAAAUCACAAAAAUAAACAAACAGCCACAAUAAUAUCUUCAAAGAAUGACAGACUUUUAUUACUAUACAAAACUAUCAUACGAAUUUACAAAAUAUCACUAAUAUACAUACAUACAUAUAUAUAUAUAUAUAUAUAUUACACUGCUUAAAUAAAGAUUAAAUUAAAAGCCACGAAAGUUUACAAAAUAAACAUGCCUCGUCUUACAUAUCUAACAAUAAUUGAACAGCAAACAUAUAACAGACAACAGAAACUUUGUAAACGAGAUAAACAACUGUAACCAUAGAAUAUAGAUAUCUGAUACAAUAAAAAACAAACUGUAUCAUUUAUGAAAGUAGUGUUUUGAUUCACUGGCAACUCGGACAUUAAACUUAAUAUCACGACCACUACUCCAUUGAUAAUUACUACAAAUUUAAACUUUAUAAAAGUUGUUUUGGUUUUAAUAACGUACCUUCUAUAAUUCAUCUACGCAGACUUCGAAAAUAAUAUUAAUUUUUUCUAUCAUGUAAGAAUUUUUUACAAAUCGGGAAGUAAAAAACAAAAUCUUACUUAGUUCAAAUUAUUAUUUCGUUUACCACAAUGAACAUUUUUUAUUAUGUUUGGGUUCUAGAACGAUCCAUAAUACUCUCACGUCGCGAUUGAUCUAGAGAAAUCUAUAGCCAGUGGCUGUGAACAUUUUAAGCAAAACAAAGUGUGACCCGAUUUCAAUGAAAAUGAUUCACUUAUGUAAAAAUUACAUGUGACAUUUUGUGAAAAAUCUGUAGGUGAUGGAGGAAAAUAGAUAUCAUUUUCGGAUUCAGCGUACAAUAAUUACUGUAGUACAUGUAAAAUUUUCAAGACAAUAAAACCAUCGUAGGUCUGUGUUAUCAAUAAAGCUAAACGUACCUAGUCACUCUGUGUCACAGAAAGUAGAUUAUGUCAGGAGAUAAGGUAUCACCUUAUCACAGAAGGUAGACUGUAUUAGUUGAUACUGUAUAUUGUUCAUAGAAGUUAAACUGUAUUAGUUGAUACUGUAUAUUGUGUACAUAAGGUAAGCAGUGUCAGUUGGUAACGUAUAUUGUUCACAGAAGUUAAAUUGUAUCAGUUGAUAUUGUAUAUUGUGUACAUAAGGUAAGCAGUGUCAGUUGGUAACGUAUAUUGUUCACAGAAGUUAAAUUGUAUUAGUUGAUAUUGUAUAUUGUGUACAUAAGGUAAGCAGUGUCAGUUGGUAACGUAUAUUGUCCACAGAGGGUUGGAUAUCAGAGUUGGUAAUGUAUGGUAGUUAGGGUAUUUAAGUAGUGAUGAUGCACAUUACAGAUGGUUGGGCAUAUCAGCUUUGUUGCUGAUGUAAUUAUAUUAGCAAUAUUU